CACAAGGAGUGUCAGAUAUCAUAGAGUUUUCUCCAGAAUCAGGUGACACACUGGAAGUCUGAUUAUUCAUAAUCAAAACUUGCUGGCUGGAUUAAGAAAAGACACUGAAGUCCAAAACCUUUGAAGACAGGACGAACUGCAUUUGAAUUAUAGAGACUGAGAAAGUGAGUGAGACUGGAAAGUAUUUUCACUGCUUUGAAGCCAGGAAAGUCAGACAUAAAAUCACACAGAAAAAGUGCAGACUACAGAAUAUCAAGACACUGCAUAUAUUAACAGCGGGAUAAACCAAUGAAAGAGAUGGAUGUGGGGCCAUUUAGCAGGAAACAGUGGGCAUCACAGUCUUUACGGAUCACAGCCAGAGAGCUCUCAUUGGUUGGGAGUCGUGGCAAGAACAAUGCCAUCACUGAGCGCUUUUCCAAAUAUCAGAAAGCUGCUGAGGAGGCAAGUGCAGAGAAGAAAAAAACAUCUGUUGACAGUUUGCCUCUCCGAUCAGGAGCUCUGAGUGUACUGAAGAAACGCUGGGAACAGACAAAUCAGGAGAAAUCUGCUCCUCAGUUGAGUGUGGCACCUGUGAGCCUGAAAGCUCAUGCUGCUUCCAGCAAACCCAGCAAUCCUCCAAAACCACCUGCUACUUCAAGCAAACUAAUGCGACAGCCCAGCCUGACCCAAGAGUCAACCUCCCAUGAAAAACCUGAAAAAAUAAAAGCAGACAUGGAGACUAAACAAAAGAAGUGUGCAAAAGAAGAGGAAGAAAACAAGACUGCAUCCGAUCCAUGUUCCCCUGCAGAGAAACCAGCCAUGCCCCUUAAUAACAUCAAAAUGAUGUAUGAAAAGGGCAAAACCAAGGUGCAAACAGAAGCGAACUGCAGCUCAGAGGACAUGGACACACAAAUGGGCAACAAAGGUACGCCUAGUCUGAAGCGCAGUGGCUCUAUCAAGGACAGGAUGGCGAAAUAUCAGUUAGCGGUCAGCAGACAGGCUUCUUUCACUGUGCCACGCUCUGCAAGCCAGUCAGAAACAGAGGACAGUGUUCCAUGCAAGGAUCACAAGGAAAUUCCGCCACCUGCUGGUGAUGGACAGAAAGUGAAUACACUUCCCGAGUCAAACUGUGCAAAGAUCAAUGGAGAGCAUGUCCAAACAACAAAUCCCAGUGCUGAAACUCCAGUAUCAGAGAACAAGGACCCUCCUAAAGUGGCCAGGAAAUUUAAUCUGCCUGCCCAGGAAAGAUGUGUGUCCUGCCUAAAGACUGUUUACCCGCUGGAGAAACUUGUUGCCAAUCAACAGAUUUACCACAAGAGUUGCUUUCGCUGUGCCUUUUGUAGUACCAAACUCAGUUUGGGGACUUAUGCUUCCCUACAUGGCAGCAUCUACUGUAAACCUCACUUCAGCCAGCUAUUCAAGUCUAAGGGCAACUAUGAUGAGGGCUUUGGCCAUCGACCACACAAGGAAAUGUGGACACCGCAAACAAAUGAGGAGGAACCUGAGGGAGGCGAAAGCUCAAAGCCCUUUCUCGCAGACUCUGUGUUAGUGAAGCCUACAGAGCAGUUGAGCCCUAAAGUCGAGGAGUCACGACCGGCCAAAUUCACUGAUCUGACUGCAGAUCUAGAGACAAAAAGUCAAAUGACCAGCUCCACAGAAAAACCACAACCCACCUCUGUGGAAACAAGAAAACUGAGAGUCGCAUGGCCACCUCCUGCAGACAGUGAUGGAAGCUCCAAAGUCCCUGAAGUUGGAAAGGGUUCAUCCAAGCUUUUCAGAGCAAAGUGGCCUCCAGAGGAGGAAACUCCACCUGCCCAGCAGAGCCCUGAAAGAGCAGAACUGAAAAGUCUGCGGCGUACUUCCUCACUCAAGGAGCGGAGCCGUCCCUUUUCUGUGGCACCAAGAUUAUCCAAUGCUUCAAAACAAGACACACAAGCAUCUCACAAGGUUGCUUUGGUCAGACGAGGCUCACUGGAGGACCUUCGUUCACAGUCAAAAAUAAAAGCAGACAAAGCUGAGGUGAAAAAAGAGGCAGAAAUCCCACAUGAAAAGACAAAGGACAGUGACAGCCAAUCCAAGGAGAAUAUUGAGAGUCCUGCCAAACUUGAUAGGAAGGAAAACAUGCCCCCUUCUAUUCUCAAACAGACACAGCAAACAAAAAAAGAGGUUGAGCCACAACAAAUAAAAAAUGAAGCUGAUACACAAAAAACAGAUAAAGAGUCUCAGACUCAACUAACAAAAAAAGAGUCUGAGCCACAACAACAGGAGGUUCUGAAAGGUUGUGUUGAAGAUGAGGAAAAAACGGUGAAAUGUUUAAUCACUUCUCCUGAACUCCAGUCUGCCCAAGACACAUCCUCUCCACCUGUGGAAGAAAAAGCCCAUAGGACAUCCCAGGAUGUGGGCUUCUGGGAUGGUGAGGAGGCUGAGGAGUCUCUGACUGUAGAGGAGAUGAUCAAGAGGAAUCGCUACUAUGAAGAUGAAGAAGAUGAGGAAGAGGAAGUGGCAAUAGUUUGACAAUAUAUGUCAUCAAUCGCUUUCAUUUAUUA
This is a messenger RNA of Labeo rohita (rohu), 2525 nucleotides long. It is a transcript of the gene lima1b, whose product is annotated as LIM domain and actin binding 1b. Gene Ontology annotation, biological process: actin filament bundle assembly. NCBI's taxonomy places the organism in Eukaryota, Metazoa, Chordata, Actinopteri, Cypriniformes, Cyprinidae. Bases 289 to 2493 code for a protein of 734 amino acids. The record is from RefSeq and is a predicted model, not a curated record. The transcript has 12 exons. Gene Ontology annotation, molecular function: actin filament binding. Gene Ontology annotation, cellular component: actin cytoskeleton; plasma membrane.